Molecule: messenger RNA, 2520 nt
Organism: Dioscorea cayenensis subsp. rotundata (Guinea yam)
Lineage: Eukaryota; Viridiplantae; Streptophyta; Magnoliopsida; Dioscoreales; Dioscoreaceae
Product: receptor-like protein EIX2
Exons: 2
Coding region: 1-2520 (839 amino acids)
Molecular function (GO): protein binding
Source: RefSeq, a predicted model, not a curated record
AUGGCAUCUGGUUACAAAGCUUCACCACCACCAUUCACAUUUCAUUCCACACAACAGCAAGUCUUGUUCAUAUUAUUAUUACUCCUUGUUUUAUUGAUGCCCUUCAUCACUGGUACUACUACUCCUACUAGUGCUGGUAAUAUUACAAGAGGCUGCAUCGAGACGGAACGAGACGCACUCCUUGCAUUCAAAGCUGAACUCAGAUAUAGCAAGGUUCAUCCUAUCUCGUCGUGGGGUGAUCAAACUGAUGACUGCUGCCAGUGGGCUGGUGUGCGCUGUGACAACAUUUCUGGCCAUGUCGUCCACCUCAACCUCCAGCGCAGGAGACCGCGACAAUAUUAUGAUUAUUAUCUUUUGAAUCCAAAGUGCGAUGAGUGGGACUUGAGUGGCACAAUCAGUCAGUCUCUUAUUGGCCUCCAGCACCUCACAUACCUUGACCUUAGCUUGAAUUGCUUCACUGGUGUUGUACCUCACGAGCUCGGCAAUCUCACGAAGUUGCGAUACCUCGACCUAGCUAUUAAUGAUAGACUCAAGGUUGAUGAUGCUGAGUGGCUAUCUGGUCUAUCUGCUCUAAGAUACUUGUAUAUGGAUCAUACCAACUUUUCUGGUGUGAACAACGUCAUGCAAUCACUCAACAAGCUUCGUCAUUUGAAAAAUGCUUCUCUGUUUGCAUGCAGUAUGAACAGCAUCCCUGAAUCUCUCCCACAUCUCAACUUCACCUCCCUCACCUUCAUGGAAAUCGGAUGGAACAUGUUCCACAACAUGAGUAUUCCAGAAUGGCUCUUCAGAAUGCCCAAAUUGCAUGAUCUCUACAUGGAAGACAAUGGGUUGACAGGCACCAUCCCUUGCUCUAUUAGAAAUGCAACUUCUCUUCAAUUACUGGACUUGUCUUGGAACAGGGGAAUGUCCGGUGAUAUGCCAAGAGAAUUUGGCGACCUCUGCAAUCUCCAGUCGAUCCAUUUGGAUGGCACUUUUAUGGGGAAGCGCUUAGAGGAUUUCAGAGAUGCAUUCUCUGGAUGUAUUAGGCGAAAUUUGAAUGUACUUUCAUUUGAAAUUAGCUCAUUACAAGGCCCUUUGCCAGAUUGGUUGGGUGAAUUCAGAAAUCUCAACUAUCUCUCUCUUUCUUUUAAUUUCCUCCACGGCUCAAUCCCUGAAUCCUUGGGAAGACUCUCAAGAUUGCAAUCUUUGUAUCUUGGAGACAAUGCUCUAAAUGGUUCGAUCCCUGAAUCCUUAGGAAGACUCUCAGGAUUGCAAUAUUUGGAUCUUAGCAUCAAUGAUUUAAAUGGGCCUAUCCCAGAAAGUCUCUGGCAGCUAUCAAAUCUAGUUGACUUGGCUCUUAGUGCCAACAACUUUAACUACUACUCUGUUAUCACCGAAGCUCAUUUGGCCAAUCUCACCAAGCUCAAGUACCUGUCUCUUAGUGAGUUGAUUUUUAAUAUAAGCAUUGACUGGAUUCCAGGGUUUCAGGCAGAGCAAAUAAGCUUAUCUUCUUGUCGUGUUGGACCAAAAUUUCCAGUUUGGCUUGCUAACCAAGUGAAUCUUGGCAUUUUGGGCAUGUCUUAUACUGGAAUCAAGGAUUCAGUGCCUGAUUGGUUCUGGAACAUCACAAACACUUUGACUUUCUUAGAUCUCAGCAACAACGAGAUCAACGGAAGACUGCCUCAACGCCUGAAAUUUCAAGUCGGGCAAUAUCCUUUGCAGUUAUUCUUUGGUUCUAAUCAUUUGGAGGGAUCUAUUCCUUAUUUUCCCCCUAAUGUUUAUUGGUUAGACUUAUCCAAUAACUCAUUUUCAGGAAUGAUUCCUUCUGAUUUUGGAAACUUUGGUGGAAUAAGACCCCAGCUUACUUUCCUCUCUUUAUCUUCAAACAACUUGACUGGCACUAUUCCAAACUCUCUUUGUAAUUUGGCGGAUCUUGUGUUAUUGGAACUCUCUGACAAUCACUUGGAAGGAGUGAUCCCAAAUUGUUGGAACAAUUUGACAGGCCUACAAUACCUCAUCUUGGCAAAUAAUUCAUUAGAAGGUGAGAUCCCUAGCAAUAUUGGCCUAAUGCAAUCAUUAGAAUCUCUUGAUCUCUCAAGAAAUGAGCUAAUCGGGUCAAUUCCUACCAGCCUCUCCACAUUACAUUUUCUAGGUAGCUUAAAUCUGUCACAUAAUAACUUGUCUGGAAAAAUCCCAUAUACCAGCCAAUUGACCACUUUAAAUGAUCCAUCUAUUUAUGCUGGUAAUCUCAAUCUUUGUGGAGCUCCUCUUAAUAAGAAUUGCACAAGUGAUGAACCACCAUCAAAUACGCAUGAUCAGGAAAAUGAUGAUAAUGACAAUCUACCUAUUUGGUUUUACACUGGUUUGAUGCUUGGAUUUGUGGUUGGGUUUUGGAUUGUGUGGGGAAUACUACUAUUCAAGAAAAACUGGAGACACAUUUAUUUCCUGUUUCUAGACCACAUGUAUGAUAUGAUGUACGUAAAGAUAGUAGUUACUAUACACAAGAUCAAGAAGGCUUUGGCUGUAAAGAAAUCAAAGUAA